CCCUCGGUCACGUGACCUGCAUGUCCUUGGCUCGGUUUGGCUAACAUUGACAUGUGAGCUACAGAAACAUGUCUUUCCCCAAAAAGCCUGGUGGUAAAGCUUUAGAUGUUUUGCAAAACCUGCCCCGGAUAACUUUAGCAAACUUGAGACCUGAACCUGGGUCCACUAAGCCGGAAAAAAAGCGGGGCAGAGGACAGCACGGUGGUAAUAGAAGCGGCAGGGGGCAUAAAGGACAGCGGCAGAGAGGCACCCGACCUCGGCUUGGAUUUGAGGGGGGUCAGACUCCUUUCUAUCUACGCAUCCCAAAAUAUGGCUACAAUGAAGGACACAGUCGGCGUCCUCAGUAUCAGCCUCUGUCACUGAAGCGUCUGCAGUACCUGAUCGACCUGGGGCGAGUUGAUCCCACGCAGCCCGUAGACCUGACUCAGCUGGUGAACGCCAGAGGGGUGACGAUCCAGCCAAUGAAGAGGGACUUCGGAGUGCAGCUGGUUGAUGAGGGCGCUGACAUCUUUGCUGCAAAAAUCAACAUAGAGGUUCAGAGAGCUUCUGAAGGAGCCAUCGCUGCUAUAGAGAGGAACGGCGGGGUCGUCACUACGAGUUUCUAUGAUCCUAUAAGUCUCGGGAUCCUCAUCAAGCCCGUGCCUUUCUUCGUGCGAGGGCAGCCCAUUCCUAAGCGAAUGUUACCAGGGGAGGACAUGGUCCCGUAUUACACAACUGCUGAAAAUAGGGGUUACUUGGCAGACCCGGAGAAAAUCCAGCAGGCCCGGCUAGCCCUGGCACUGAAGUAUGGCUACAUUUUGCCAGACAUUUCAAAGGACGAACUGUAUCAAAUGCUCGCCAUGAGGAAGGAUGUUCGACAGAUCUUCUUUGGCCUCGCUCCAGGCUGGGUCGUUAACAUGUCGGAGAAGAAGAUCCUGAAACCCACCGACGAGAAACUUCUAAAAUAUUACAGUUCUUAUGUGUGAGGAGAAGUCUCUAAUAAAUCUCUAUGUACAAUACUGUGGCAUAAAUCAGACAAAGACUGCGUUUGAUGUUAACUCGUGUUUGCAUUUUAUAUUAAAAACGUGUAAAAACGGCGUUCUGUGUGUAAGAAUGAAGAACAGUCAUUAAACUUUAUCUGGAAAAACUC
Molecule: messenger RNA, 1129 nt
Organism: Labrus mixtus (cuckoo wrasse)
Lineage: Eukaryota; Metazoa; Chordata; Actinopteri; Labriformes; Labridae
Gene: mrpl15
Product: mitochondrial ribosomal protein L15
Exons: 5
Coding region: 69-965 (298 amino acids)
Biological process (GO): translation
Cellular component (GO): mitochondrial large ribosomal subunit
Molecular function (GO): structural constituent of ribosome
Source: RefSeq, a predicted model, not a curated record